AUGAGCAAAAACUCAAAUGGGCUGCUUAUCAUGAAGUGGCUUGUGAGCCGGAGCUGGGAGGAAUCAAGGCUGCUGUGGAGCCUUGCCUUCCCUGUGCUCCUUGCGGAGAUGUUUCAGUUCUCCUUCGAAUUUGUCACCACCGCCUUUGUUGGGCACCUCGGAGAGGUGGAACUCGCAGCGGUCACCGUCGCCGAGAACAUCUUGGAUACCUUUGCCUAUGGACUCCUGUUUGGCAUGGGCAGCGCACUGAACACGCUGAUCGGGCAGGCCGUCGGCGCCGGGCAGCUGGACAGGCUGGGCACCUACACGCAGCAGUCGUUGAUCCUCUGCGGUGCCAUCACACUGGCGCUUGCACCGGCGUACGUCUUCGCCACGCCGAUCCUACGGUUGUUCCUCCACCAGCCAGUCGAUGUGUCGCGCGCCGCCGGGCAGUACGCCGGGUGGGCGAUCCCGAGAUUGUUUGCGCACGCCAUGGACAUCCCGCUCCUCAUGUUCUUCCGGGCCCAGAGCAGGGUCUGGACUUUGGCGGCCAUCUCCGGCGUGGCCCUCGCCGUGCACGCCAUGCUCACAUACAUCGCCGUGAGGCAGCUCGGGUACGGCCUGCCCGGGGCGGCUGUUGCUGGCGACAUCUCGCAGUGGCUUAUUGUCGCGGCGCAAUUCACGUACUUGACCGGCGGCCGCUUCCCCGACACAUGGAAGGGGUUCACUAUGCAUGCGUUCAACAACAUCGGCGCUUUCAUCAAGCUGUCGCUUGGAUCGGCCGUCAUGAUCUGCUUGGAGUUUUGGUACAACACAUCACUUCUAAUUCUCGUGGGUCUCCUCAAACAUGCCAAACUUCAACUCGAUAUCAUGUCUGUCUGCCUCAACUACGAGUUCAUGGCAAUACUGGUUGCACUGGGAUUCAGCACAGCAGUUGGCAUUCGGGUGUCCAACGAGCUGGGUGCAAAGAGGCCCAUGGAGACAAAGUUUGCAGUGCUUGUGGCAGUAUCAACGUCCAUCUUCAUGGGAGCAAUCUUCAUGGGCGUUGUCCUCAUUUGGAGGACAAGCUUGCCAAAGCUUUUCAGCGACAGCGAGGAGGUGAUACAUGGAGCUUCCAAAUUGGGGCUUCUUCUCGGUCUGACCGUAUGCAUGAUUAGCAUCUGUCCUGUACUAUCAGGCAUCGCAGUGGGAGCAGGGUGGCAAGUGUCUGUGGCAUUCAUAAACAUCGGUUGCUUCUACUUAGUGGGCAUUCCAAUGGGUAUCCUGUUCGGCAUCAAGCUAAAAUAUGGCACAAUGGGCAUAUGGAUGGGCAUGUUGACAGGCACGUUUCUCCAAAUGGCUAUACUUCUUACCAUUAUCCUCACAACAAACUGGGAUAAACAGGCCGCGCUAACAGAAGUGAGAAUGGCGGAAUGGGGAGGAAAGGAGAACCUACCACUGAUGAAAUCUCCACAUACAGAUGAUCAGAUGACACCUGCACAAGAGAAAAUGUUGGCGCAGCCGCAGGACAGCAAGAACGUAGACUUAUUGUGCACAGAAUGA
Miscanthus lutarioriparius is the source of this 1521-nucleotide messenger RNA. Lineage: Eukaryota; Viridiplantae; Streptophyta; Magnoliopsida; Poales; Poaceae. The record is from the annotation of a GenBank genome assembly.